AUGACGGACUAUAUGGCCCAGAUGCUCAAUGAGCUCAUGGGUCCACAACGUAAUGCUUUACCUGGAGAAGGCAGCGUUAUUGAUUUCGAUCAUCCCGAUGUGUGUAGAGAUUUUCUGGUCGGAUUUUGUUUAGCUGAAGCGUUUCGGAAUACAAAGAAUGACUUGGGUUUUUGUCCACAUCCGAUUCAUGACGAAGCGCUAAAGAAGCGUUAUCAAGAGAGUAGUCGUUUUGGAAGACUUGGCUAUGAGGAAAAGUACUUCGAAAGGCUCAACCGGAUGCAUAAUGAAGUAAGAAGGAAAAUUGAGAAGAACGAAGCUCGAUUGGUUCACACUAGAGCCGACACACAUGUUUCCGUCGAGGUGUAUGACAAAAAGAAACGAGAUUUGAUUGAAAAACGAGAAAUGCUUGGAAGACGCAUAGAAGGUCUCAUGGAGGAAGCUGAGAUUGAAGGCGCCCAGGGUAAUGUUGCUGCUGCCCAAACGGCAGUACAAAAGGCGGAUGAACUCACUAAGGAUCGUGAAGAAUUGAAAAAGGAGGAGGAAGUCCUAGAACAAGAGAGACAAAGAGCAAUAACUAUGGAAGAUCAACUAACAGCUGGAAAUAAACAGAUGCAAGUAUGCCAGGUGUGCGGUUGCUUUAUGCUUACCAACGAUGCUCAAAGUCGUAUCGACGACCAUCUUAGUGGGAAACUCCAUAUCGCUUAUACGAGAAUAAAAGAACAAAUCGACCUAAUGUUAAAGAACAAGGAGGAGAAGAGACUGCAGUUAGAGAAGGAGCGAGGAAGGGACAGAGAUGACAAGGACAAAAAGCGUGAUGAUCGAGACCGAAUUGAUGAUCGUGAUAGGUACCGUGAAAGGGACAGGGACCGCAAAGAGCGAGGUGGUAGAAGGGAUCGUAGCAGGGACAGAGACAGAAGGAGUUAUCGUCGUUCUCGUAGUCGUGAGCAUGACAACAGGGAUCGACGUGGCGAUCGCCGCGACAGAAGCCGGUCCUAUGACCGCAGGGUUGGUGAACUUUAUCGUGCAUUUUACCUGUAUUUCCUUACAGCAUUGGUGUCUGGUGACUAUUUGAAUAAAAAUCUCCGAACCUUCUCAUAUUCUUGA
This is a messenger RNA of Angiostrongylus costaricensis, 1104 nucleotides long. The record is from the annotation of a GenBank genome assembly. Lineage: Eukaryota; Metazoa; Nematoda; Chromadorea; Rhabditida; Metastrongylidae.